Messenger RNA from Penicillium concentricum, 1764 nucleotides. RefSeq lists its product as uncharacterized. The record is from RefSeq and is a predicted model, not a curated record. The coding region runs from base 1 to 1764 and encodes 587 amino acids. NCBI's taxonomy places the organism in Eukaryota, Fungi, Ascomycota, Eurotiomycetes, Eurotiales, Aspergillaceae. The transcript is spliced from 8 exons.
AUGCGAGUCCUAGAACUUGGCAUUUUAGCCAAUCUUGCCAUCUCGGUGAGCGGUUUGACCGUAGGUCGGAACGCCCUCCGGGUUCGUGCCCCUUCUGCCUCGGCACCUCCUUCGUCUUCCCCUACCGGAGAUGCUUGGAAGACCAUGCAAUGCUCCCAGAUCCAGGGUGACCCUGCGACUCAAUGGCAGGAGGCAGGUGCAAAAUCUGCCUGGGAUACCACCAUUGCAGCCUGGAAUGACCAGUCGACCACUGAUGGCUUCCCACAGUUCUUCAGCAGCUUUAUCCAUGGACCUCAAGGCAUGAGAUGUGACGACAUUGGCACCGAGAACCGUUGCUCCCAGCCUGUGGAGUGCAGCGAUGCUACUAUUCCAGCUGGUGCUAUGAUUCUGAAUGGAUUUGCGGGUAUCCAUCAACUCCAUGCAUCGGUUUUCCAGGCCGUUGGGCUUGCCCAGGCUAGUGUGACGAACAAUGUUGGCACCUUCACGUCUGCAUUCGCCCCUCAGCCUAAAGAUAACGGAAACAUGAUUAAGAUGAUCAUCGAUGCUGUAAUGUUAGUUGUCACCCUUGGCACAUCUGUAAUGUAUAACGUCGUCCUUCAGAACGUGGCGAAUGUAAUCACUAAAGCAAUUGCCGCUGAGAUGACGGGUGCUAUCCUCGCUACCGCUGUUACCUACUAUAAGACGAACAUGAAAGGUGCGGUAGAGGGACUUAAGGUCCAGAAUACCAUCGAUUCUUUUGUAGGCGUGACUAUGACAGCCUGGAAGAAUUUGGAGUCAUCUUAUCUUGAGUCAAUAUUCUCUGGGAACUCCAGCAGUGCUAUCGAAUCUCUCUAUACCACAAUCGACGGUGGUACUAUAGCCGCAGCUAUGGACAAGCUUAACCUCGUCGGCACGAGCACCGACGUGGAAAAGAUCCUCUACGGUCAGAUGAUCUCGUAUGCAUGGAGUGUUUCUCCGGAUAAUGCACGUCCUUUUGUCUGGAAGAGCAAAAUUUACUGCAACGAAAACCUCAGGCCUCUCAUCGGAGCCGUCUUGGUUGACAAGUCAUCGAGAAGCAAGGUGUAUGUGUGCUACAAAAACUACAUGCAUUUGCUGGUGAAUGGUCAUGGGGGAAGUAUCGGGAGCGUUCUUCCAGGUGGAGACCAUGAUACUCUGAACGGAAAGGACUACGGUGGAAUUACGAUUGAAGACAUCGUCAUCAGCAGCGUUGAGGGCUUUGCUGCCAAUAACAACCAGAAUGGGUACCCGAAGGCUGAUAUUGAUGGUAUCGUGGGCAGCUUUGGCGGGGAUAAUGUCCCUAGCGUCCGAACUCCUGGAUUCUUCAAUUUGCCGGUUUGUCUGGAUAGUAACGUCGUUGGCGACAAUCUGGAAUCCGGUAACGGGAAAGAAUCACCCUAUUGGCCCUGUGAAAACCCUGAGGGAUACACCAGCACUGGGACCAAUCUUCAUGUUGAAAAGGGCUGUGUUUUGUUCAAUGAUGCAAAGCGCUGCCACACUUGGGGUGGACCCUAUAACGUCGCGGAUCAGAAUACCGCCAACAGCACCGUUACUGUAUAUGCCAUAUUCAAAGGUACAAGUGAGAAGCUUCCUGACAAGGAGGUUCCUGGUUGCAAGCUCGAGGCAUCAUGGCCUCGCGAAUGGGGUGAUUUGGACUUCACCGAGGAAAAUUGCCUGGAGAGUCGUGACAAGUCGUACAAACUGUGCUGCGGCCCGGACACGAUCAAUACUGAUCUUGUCAAGAAUCCAUAUGGCCCUGACUCGUAA